AUUUUGAAGGACUGUCUUCUGAUCAUACGUCUUUAAACUUCACUCAAGGUUACGAUCAGAAGAAACUAACUGCAACUUGUUCAAAUCUUUCACCUUUCUUGCGAAACUAGUACUUGAACGAUGGCAAAUGAAGCAAGUCCGUGCCCCUGUGAUAUUGGUGACCGGAUGGAGUAUGGAGGACUAGGUCAGGAGCUUCAAAUUGGACACAUUCAAGCCUAUGUGGUCAAACCGUCCACCGUGUCCGACAAGGCUGUUAUUGUCAUACAAGACAUUUAUGGAUGGCAACUUCCCAACACAAGAUACAUGGCUGACAUGCUGGCUGCCAACGGAUACGUUGCUGUGUGUCCAGACUUCUACGUUGGAAAGGAACCAUGGAGUACGUCACAUGACUGGUCCAAAUUCCAGGAGUGGCUUGAGGACAAAAAGCCGACCAAUAUUAACAAGGAGGUAGAUGUUGUGCUGACAUUCCUGAAGGAGAAGUGUGGGUCCAAACACAUUGGAGCAGUAGGAUUCUGCUGGGGAGGAGUUGUCACACAUUAUUUGGCACUGCUCUAUCCAGGGAUUAAAGCUGGAGUAUCAGUGUAUGGAAUUAUCCGUGAGGGAGAUGACAGAUAUUCACUGAAGAGUCCCACACUGUUCAUUUUUGGAGAAAAUGACCAUGUGAUCCCACUAGAACAGGUGACUACUCUUGAAGCCAAUCUAAAGGAGAACUGCACAGUGGAUUAUCAAGUAAAAAUCUUUCCUGGUCAGACUCAUGGGUUUGUGCACCGCAAAAGAGAGGACGUGAACCCCGAAGACAAACUCAGCAUCGAGACGGCCAGAAAAGAUAUGUUCAACUGGCUGAACAAAUAUAUGUAAAAGGUCAUAAACAGAAACAUCUUGACUGGACAUUAAUUCAUGUUGGAUUAUUUUCAUCAUCAGAAAAAAACCCAAGAUGGACAUACAUUUAAAAUCAACAUUUGCUAUUAUACUUUUUGAUUGUUAACAUUCCUUUGUUGUUUUAAGCCCCACAGAUUUGAAUCUUUGCAAUUUCAUGUUAUUUUGUUUCUAAACCAGCCAAAUACUUUUCUGAGUUUACAUUUAAUAUGUAAGAUAAAAAAAGAUUAGUUUUUAAUACAUGAAUGAAGUAAAAAAGUAUUCAUUUGCCCAUAGUUAAUUAAGUAAGAACAAGAGUCUUGAAAUUUUAGCACUUUAAUGAUGACUUUGAUACGACAACAGCGGGGACAUUUUGUAUCAAAUUAUAAAUAGCAAUAUGCAGUGCGGUUUUGGACCUGGUGCUCAGGGGAAGUGCCGAAAGCCUCUA
Messenger RNA from Cynoglossus semilaevis (tongue sole), 1303 nucleotides. RefSeq names its product carboxymethylenebutenolidase homolog (Pseudomonas) (gene cmbl). The transcript has 6 exons. Bases 121 to 858 code for a protein of 245 amino acids. Gene Ontology annotation, molecular function: hydrolase activity. The record is from RefSeq and is a predicted model, not a curated record. NCBI's taxonomy places the organism in Eukaryota, Metazoa, Chordata, Actinopteri, Pleuronectiformes, Cynoglossidae.